GCGCCGUUGAACAGACACUAGUUCACUUCCGCGUUCUUUGCAUAGCAACAGGAGGUAAAAGGAAGAUGGCGGCCAGCGGAGACCCCUGGGUUUAGGUAAACAGCGUGUGUAGAAUCAGGAAGGAAAGCGCUCCUGAGGAACCACAGGUACCGAGGAGCGGCGCGGUCGUCCUGCGGCGCCAUGGCCUCCCACACCGGCCGGCUGCUCCAACAGGCCCUGGCGGUGCUGGACGUGGCGCUGCGGGUCCCCUGUAUCUUCAUCAUCGACGCCAUUUGUAACUGUAACUCUGAUCCGGCGGAUUGCUGGACUGGGACGGCUGGACAACUUUUACUACGGGUGACUGGUAUUGUGGUGUGCAGUGUGGUGCUGGUGUUAUCCCAGAAGUCCCUGUUUAAAUUCUACAGCCUCUUCGUGGGCAUGCUGCUUGGAUCCACAGCCGUUUUGCUGAACUACUAUGUGACGUCUCACAUGGACACGUACAGAGCGAUGUCCAGCUUUGGGGUGCUUCCUCCUACCAGACUUGCGCUGUGGCUGGCCAUGGCUGCUCUGCAGCUGCUUUUAGCAUCAGGUUACGUGCUGCUGCUUGGAGUAAAGUCUCCGUACUCCACCUUGAUGAUGCUGGACGUCCUGGUGCCCGUGUCGGGACUUUUCAUGGAGCUUCCGAUGGACGUGAGGCGGACGUUGGCGCUGAUCUCGGGGUCUGUGCUUUGUCUGAACACAGUUGUGUGUCUGUUGGUUCGUUUUAAGAGACUCUACUACUCGUGCCGGUACGUGUACCUGCUGGUGCGGCACAUGUACCGCAUCUACGGGUUACAGCUGCUUCUGGAGGACACGUGGAAGAGGAUUCGUGUGCCGGACGUGCUGCGGGUCUUCUGGCUCACACGUUUAGCUGCACAGGCUGUGGUUCUGGUCUAUGCGGUGAGGAUGGCUCAGGUGGAGGAGAACGGACAGUCCUAUGUGACGUGGGAUGUGUUCUGGGAGCUGUGCAGUAGCCUGAUCAUUAGUGGCUGUGACUCGACACUCACGGUGCUGGGCAUGAGCGCCGUCAUCUCAUCUGCGGCACACUACCUUGGCCUGGGCGUCCUGGCCUUCAUCGGUUCGACCGAAGAUGAGGAAGACCGGCGUCUGGGCUUUGUGGCACCGGUGCUCUUCUUCAUCCUCGCUUUGCAGACAGGGUUAAGCAGCCUGGAGCCAGGCCAGCGUCUGGUGCGCCUGAGCAGGAACCUGUGCUUGCUGCUGACCGCCGUGCUGCACUUCGUACACGGCAUGACUGAGCCAGUGUUAAUGGCACUGAGCGCAUCGCACGUGCAGUCUGUGCGGCGACACGCUCCAGCUCUCCUCGUGUCUCUUGUGCUUCUGACCCUGCCGGUGGUAUUGAGUGACAUGCUGUGGCGGCGCUGCGUGCUCAACACGUGGCUUUUUGCCGUCACUGCCUUCUGCGUGGAGUUGUGCCUGAAGGUUCUGGUGUCGAUCACGGUCUACGCACUCUUCAUGGUCGACGGGUAUUACGGCACGCUCUGGGAGAAACUGGACGAUUACGUGUACUAUGUGCGCUCGGCCGGAAAUGUGGUUGAGUUCAUCUUCGGGAUCGUCAUGUUUGGGAACGGUGCCUACACCAUGGUGUUCGAGGCGGGCAGUAAGAUCCGUGCAUGUAUGAUGUGCCUGCACGCCUACUUCAACAUCUACCUGCAAGCUAAGAGCGGAUGGAGGACUUUUGUUAAGCGGCGUGCCGCCGUGCAUCGGAUCCAGUCUCUGCCUGAGGUCACGGGCACCGAGCUGCUCGGCGUCGAGGACGUCUGUGCAAUCUGCUACCAGGAGUUUGUGACGGCUGCCCGUGUCACGCCGUGCCACCAUUAUUUCCAUGCGCUUUGCUUGCGUAAGUGGCUGUACAUCCAGGACACCUGCCCCAUGUGCCAUCAGAAAGUGUACGUCGAGGAUGACUCCCACCAGCGCGCACCUGUUUCCAACAACAACGGCCAGGCACCGGCCGCGGACGAGCAGGCGAGGUUUGAAGCAGCGCAAGGAGGCGGGACAGAAGCGAGACAGGCAGCAGGUGCAGAGGCGGAGCCUGACGACGAGCUGCUGGAGGAUAAUGACAGUAUAGAGUAUGAUGAAGACGAGUGGGGAGCACAGAAUGCAGCGAAUCCGGUGGGGGAGGACUACAUUAAUGAUGACACAGACUCCAAUACAGACUGAAAGAGAUUUUAAAACAAUGUAAGAAAAUAUUUCAGGGAUUUGCUCUUUUAUGAGUGCUUGCGUGCGCUUUUUUUGUAUGUCUGUCACUCAAAGGGCUGAUUGGAGUUAAAGUGCUGAAAUUGUGCGAACAUUCCAAAACCUGGGGUGAAAAGUCAGUCUCUCUCCCUCUCCCCUUUUUUCUCUCUCUCUUUCUUUUUUUCUUUUGUGUUUGGGAGCUGAUGAAAGGUAUAGACGGAGUGUUAGCUGCUCGAGCGGGAGGAAUCCUCUCGUCUCCUCUCUGGCUGUCCCGCUUCCUGCGCCGAGAGCUCAGUCGCCGUACUACUUACUGUAAUCACACAGAUUUACCUCCUAAUGGCUACUACUGGUCUUUUGUGUGACCUUUUCAUUUUUAUGUACGUUGUUGUACAUGUCGAAAAUAGAGAGAAAAAAACGACGUGGCGCUUUUCCCGUGCAAAAGAAAAGGACCGCAAUCCACUGCGUGUUCUCCGAGGAGCGUCUCACUUCACUCUGUGUUAAACUGCACCUUUCAGUCCAGUCGCAGUUGUUGAUGGUCUUAAUUGUGGCACUUGCUAUUGUUUUGCACUCUUUUACCCCGAUCUAUCAUAAAUCUCCUAACGCAAGAGAACCUUCGUGUCUGGAGCUAUGAGGCCCAUUGUAGCUGAUAAGUAGCGUAAAUUUCUAGAAAUAAAAAAUCCUUAGAUCUUCCCACGCACAACAAAUGGCAGCUUCAUUUGUAUUUCUUACAUUUGUUUUUUUUUUUUUUUUUUAGAUUGCACUGACUGUGUAUUUCCACAUCUAAGCUCUUGCAUCAUCAUUCAUGGUGCUUUCAGCUUACUAAUCCAGUCGUACCUUUAACUGGGGGUGGAGUCCAGUCGUUAGCACGUGAAGGGGGGAAGGAAUUAUAAUAUAUAAAAUAUAUAAUAUUUAAGUUUCAUGUGUCAGAGAUUUGUUAGCGUAAUCCCACACACUUGUCAUCGUACUUUAUGCACAAGUAAAUGUUUCAGAUCUAAAAGAAUUAUAACAUGCGACGACAUUCCAAUUUAUGUUCAUCUGAAUUUUAUUCGUUUUUUUGUUUGUCUUUUGAGCUCCAACGAUGAUGUCAUUUCCACCAAGGGAACCUACUGAACACACACAUUUCAACCCUAUUCAAGAGCAGCCUUAAUAGUAAAAUAACUGAUUCCUCCAUCGCUUGAUUAUUAAAAUGAAGGAUUUGUUACUGCUUUUACAAAUCAGCCAAUUGAUUUCAUAGCAAAGUCUUUUAAAGUCAAAGUCUCUUUCGCCAGUUUAUAAAUGUCUUCUACGGAUGGCCGUAGAUAUGCGAGAGAGAUUUGCCGAUGCCUUCUAGAACAACGGUAUAGGAGAGCAAUUCUACACAUACAGUAGACACUAGAUGACCAAAAGUUUGUGCACCCCUGGCCGUCACAUGCAUGUGCUUUUUGAAGGCUUUCCUUUAGAUAUUAUAGUGAGGAUGUGGGGAUUAAUGAUCAUUCAGCUACAAGAGCAUCAGGGAGAUCAGACAUUGAUGUUGACGAGAUUCCAGUUUCAGUUAAUCUCAAACGUGUUGAGUCAGAGUCAGGGCUCAGUGCAGGACACUCGAGAUCUUCCACUCCGACCUUCACCUCCUCACCAUGUCUUCAUGGAGCUCAGUAGAUUUGUGUACAGGAACAUUGUCAUGCUAGAAGUGUUUAAGUUCCUGUCAAGGGAAAUUUAUAAACCUACAAGACACAACGGAAUGCUCUACAAUUAUGUGCAACGAAUUUGGGAUUAUGGUCAGAGGUGCACAAACUUUUGACUAUAUACUAAUAGCAAACCUCUCCGUUAAAGAAGCUAAACCUUGUAUUACGAUUUCCUGUCUCUGGCGUGAGCUACACAUGUUUUACGAUCAUUACAUCUCAGUAUAUCAGGCCUUGUUAAUAAAAUUGGACGCUGGAAACGAUGUGUAGGCAUGUUUCAAAGAUUUUCAGUGCGUGCUUGGAAAAGUAUUUGUACCUUGUGACGGUCAUCGAACGUAAACUGGAGCUUCUUUACAUGUGGUUGCUGUUUAUCAACAUGGGCAUGUGAUUUAUUGUUAUAGGAAAAAAAAAGAUUCUAAAUCUGGCAGAAACGUAUCGCUAAUGUGAUUUAUUUCAACGUUUAAAAUUUUGUACAUUUAAUUUUAUAGAAUUUCAAACUGAAUUGUGAUCUUACCUCCUUUUAACGGUUUAUUUUAUUAUUAUUGUUUAUUAUUAUUUUGUUCUUAAAGUUAGCCCCACCCCUAACGCAAAGAAUUCUGCUCAAUGAUGUAGAGGAAGUUGUCUUGCAGUUCGUCUCACAAGCAGCAGAGGGCGCUAAAUACUUAAAAAAUUUCAAGAAGUGUAUAAAGUUUUAUUUCAAGUAGUUACUCUAUAGUUAGAUGAGCCUCAUAGCUCCAGCUCUGAACUAAAAAAAAAACAAAAAAACAAGUGCACAAAAACAAAUGUCGGAUUAAAAGCCUUUUUUUUUUUUACUUCAAUGUUGUUGGAUCUGUUCUGCACUUCUAGAGAUUUGGAGUGCGAAUGCUGAUCUCGGAUCAGUUUUUGCCUUCCUAACCAUCAGCAGUAAACAAUGUACCCUUUUUUUUUACACACACAACUGUAUUUCAUUAAAAAAUUGCCCCCUUUUUUUCUUCCCAUACCAUGAAGCCUGAUGUGGCAUAAAUCUCCAGCUCUUCUUUAAUAUCAUAUAACAUGUGAUUACAGGGACACUAGCUUUACUCCAGCAGAAACUCUCCCCCUCAUUCAGCCCCUGUAAUUAGUUCACAAUCAAACAGAUGUUUAAUCAUCAGGGGAUGUGUACAUGAAUAUACUAAAUCUACACCAAAUUAGGGAAUGAUCCUCUAAUCUAUUUGAAAUUUUUAUAUGCAAAACCUCAAAAAUCAACUAACCCUAAGAUGAGAUCAGCAGUAUUGAGCAGCAUCUGAUCUGAGUUCUGCUCAGCUCUCGGAAGAAAGCAAUGAAAGAAGGAUUUCCAGGAUCUGGAGAGGAAUUAUUCAGUUGGUGGAAUUGUUUAAAUUGCUCAGAGGUGUUAAUAAAUUCUAUGUAAAGA
Tachysurus fulvidraco (yellow catfish) is the source of this 5259-nucleotide messenger RNA. It is a transcript of the gene rnf139, whose product is annotated as ring finger protein 139. The record is from RefSeq and is a predicted model, not a curated record. Lineage: Eukaryota; Metazoa; Chordata; Actinopteri; Siluriformes; Bagridae. Gene Ontology annotation, molecular function: ubiquitin protein ligase activity; zinc ion binding. The transcript is spliced from 3 exons. The coding region runs from base 181 to 2196 and encodes 671 amino acids. Gene Ontology annotation, biological process: ERAD pathway. Gene Ontology annotation, cellular component: endoplasmic reticulum; endomembrane system.